AUGGCGCCGCGACCGUACUACGAUGACCAGGGUCGCGCCCUGCCUUUCGACCAGGUGAUGCAGCUGGAAAAGAUAGAUGACAGAACAUUCCGCUCAGUGACCAAAGCGUAUUCACCCACUGGGGGCGAGAACGGGACGUAUGGCGGCCAUGUGUACGCACAAGCAGUAUGGGCUGCGGCACAAACAGUGGACGCUGGGUUUUUGAUCCAUAAUGUCACCGGCUGGUUCACACUAGGCGGCCGCCCCUCCGAGCACUUUGUCUACUCCGUGCACAAGAUUCGUGAUGGGGGCAAUUACUGCACCAGGAGCGUGACUGUGACGCAGGCAGCUGAGAAGGGAACGAUGUUUACAUGCACCUGCUCGUUUAAACGCGAGGAAUCAUCGUUGGUAGACUACCAAGAUAACUGCGAUAUAAAAGCACGCUUCCACGAUGUUUUGAAAGGAAAGGAAGAUGACCCCAUGCAGCACGACGCCGCACCAAGUCAAGACUCAGCUUUCUUCCGAGAAACAUACCUGCCCCAACAUCCAGAGCACUUCAAUCCCAUAGCAGGACUGCACUUAAGGAAAGUAGAUAUGCGGGCGUACAACGAUACGCGUGCGCCUAUCGACCGGAGACAACUCACUUUUUACUCGCUCAGAGGUGAGCUGCCGUUAGCAACGGCGCCGCAUCCAAUACCACUAAGAGGCGGCUUCGAGAUGACAAGAGAAGCGAAUCUACACGCCUGUGCGCACCUCUUCGCAUCAGACCGCAACUCCCUGUUCAUCAUCCCGAACCAUCUCGGCCGCGCACGAGAGUUCUCCCGCAUGGCGUCACUGGCGCAUACUGUGAUUUUCCAUGUCGGGAUCAGAGAUUUGAUCAUGCCGCCUGAGCCUCGCAUCGCGCAUGCGAACGCUGUGCCGACGUUAUUCGAAGACGGGGCGUUGCCCGUGUGUAACCUUGAGGGGGGCAGGGGCGACAGUGACGGGCGGAAAUGGUUCGUGCAGGAGUCGUGGGUGACGAGGGCGGCGGGUGGCAGGGGGUUGCAUACGAGCCGCAUGUGGGACUAUGAGAGUGGGACGCACGUUGCGACGACGAUGCAAGAUGGGUUGGUGCGGUUUAAGGCUGGGGCUAGGCUUUGA
Molecule: messenger RNA, 1119 nt
Organism: Didymosphaeria variabile
Lineage: Eukaryota; Fungi; Ascomycota; Dothideomycetes; Pleosporales; Didymosphaeriaceae
Exons: 2
Coding region: 1-1119 (372 amino acids)
Biological process (GO): acyl-CoA metabolic process; fatty acid catabolic process
Cellular component (GO): peroxisomal matrix
Molecular function (GO): fatty acyl-CoA hydrolase activity
Source: RefSeq, a predicted model, not a curated record